Entrophospora sp. SA101 is the source of this 1152-nucleotide messenger RNA. The record is from the annotation of a GenBank genome assembly. NCBI's taxonomy places the organism in Eukaryota, Fungi, Glomeromycota, Glomeromycetes, Entrophosporales, Entrophosporaceae.
AUGUCACUAUUGUCACAUCGUCAAAGAGACGAGCUUCAUAAAGCUAUCCUUGAUUAUCUUUAUGCAAAUGGUUUUGCCGAAUCAUUCAAUUUGUUGAAAAUUGAAGCACAACAAAAUGAUUUCAAUUCUGAUCCCAAACAAAAAUAUGCUGGAUUAUUGGAAAAAAAAUGGACUUCGGUCAUUCGGUUACAAAAAAAGAUUAUGGAUUUGGAAAACAAGAUUACACAAAUGACUGAAGAACUAAACAAUGCACCUUUAAGAAAAACCAAUAAUGCAGUUGAUUGGGUACCACGAGCACCAGAAAAAUAUUCACUAACAGGACAUAGGAAUCCAAUUACACGUAUUACAUUUCAUCCUGUGUUUUCUGUAUUGGCAUCUGCUUCUGAGGAUACUACUAUAAAAAUUUGGGAUUACGAAACUGGUGAAUUUGAACGAACUCUCAAAAGUCACACUAAAGCAGUUCAAGAUAUAACAUUUGAUCCUAAAGGCAACCAUUUGGUAUCUUGUUCUGCUGAUUUAACAAUAAAAGUGUGGGAUUUGCAAAAUGAUUAUAAAUCCAUAUGUAUAUCAUAUAGAUAUUGUAUAAAAACAUAUACCGGUCAUUUGGAAUGGGUGAGAAUGGUAUCACCAAGUGAAGAUGGAAAAUGGAUCAUAACUAGUUCAAAUGAUCAGACUUCACGUUUAUGGGAAGUGCAGAGUGGAGAUUGUAAAAUGGAUUUUAGGGGACAUGAUCAUGUAGUAGAAUGUGCAAUCUUUGCGCCUAUUGCUUCAUAUCCUUUAGUAAGAGAAUUGAUAGGUGUAGAUAAAGAUCCCAAAGGAAAUAAAGAUCAACCAAUUCCUGGUCAAUAUAUUGUAACCGGUUCAAGGGAUAAGACAAUUAAAUUGUGGGAUUCGACAGGUCAAUGCUUGAGAACUUUUGUGGGACAUGAUAAUUGGGUUCGUGGACUUGCAUUCCAUCCUAGUGGAAAAUUUCUUCUUAGUGUAUCAGAUGAUAAGACUUUAAAGAUAUGGGAUGUUAAAACUGGCCGAUGCACCAAAACUUUAGAAGCUCAUGCACACUUUGUGACAUGUAUUGCAUUUAACACUGGUACUCCUGUUGUUGCUACAGGAUCUGUAGAUCAAACUGUGAAGAUUUGGGCGCCAUAUAGAUGA